Molecule: messenger RNA, 1369 nt
Organism: Nematostella vectensis (starlet sea anemone)
Lineage: Eukaryota; Metazoa; Cnidaria; Anthozoa; Actiniaria; Edwardsiidae
Product: post-GPI attachment to proteins factor 2
Exons: 5
Coding region: 249-1010 (253 amino acids)
Biological process (GO): GPI anchor biosynthetic process
Cellular component (GO): Golgi membrane; endoplasmic reticulum membrane
Source: RefSeq, a predicted model, not a curated record
AAAAAUGUCCGAUUUUGGUAAAGGUUUAUCCAUUUAUCUACUGAUAAAUUACUUAUCGGUGGUUUACCUGUGUUAUUAUCCGCUAAUACAAAAACUGUCGGCGCAUUAUUGUCUGGGUAUAGAUGUGUUCAAAGGGUAGGAUUAUUUGAUGUGGUCCAAUUUAUCUGUCACUUCCCCUCAUUAUUGGCCCAACAAACUGAGUAGUAGGACGACAACGAGCUAAUAGGAGUUUUGAAGCAUCAACUGGGAUGAAUAUGGUUUCGGAGCCGUUUUUUGAAGUUAGAGGAUCCAGCGUGAUCGCUCUAGCAUGCGCUCUGCCAUUUGGCUCGUUUGUGAUUUGUAUCCUUCUUUCAAUCUUUCUUCACUGGGAUCAAGUAACCAAAACACACUGCAAUGUACCAAAUUAUGUUCCCUCCAUAAGUGCAGCAACUGGAGAUUUUUCACCAGAGAAGUACAUUUGGCGUAUUGGCAUUGCCUAUCACAGCCUUUUGCGGAUGGUGUUUCCUUUUGUGAAUUACAACUUCUACAAGUACAAGGCCAGCUCUAAUAUCAAAAGCAAGUGGUUUCCAUGGCUUAAUUUUCUGAAUGCUUGUGUCACUGUAGUAGAAAACUUAGCACUCGUACUUCUUACCUAUGUUUCCUCUUCUGAGAACUAUAGUGUCCAUGAGGCAAGCUUUAUUACUUUCCAAGUCUCUGCUAUGGUGUAUAUGCUUACUAACUGUAUAAUAUUCAGAUGGACAUUGUCUUCUCCACCUACACAUCAGGAAUCAGUUUCCAUGAGAUGGAAGGUGAUAUGUCUUCUUCUCAAUUAUAGCUCUUUUGCAAUGGCAGUGUACUUCUUUUUUAGGCAUAACUGGUACUGUGAGAGUGGAGUAUAUAGCCUUUUUGCCUUGUGCGAGUAUGUGACAGUGUUGUCCAAUAUUGGAUUUCAUGGAACAGUAGCAAUAGAUAUUGGGGGCUCUCUGUUGACUUUGUCAAGCAUUGCAAGAACUUUUAUAAAGAAUCACUAGGCCACAUGGUAAAGAUGAGUCUACUGUAUUGCCUGGACUAGCCACAUGCACUUGCUAAUUCAGGGGUGGAUAUGUAGGAGACCCAUAAAGGAGCGGCCGAAGCAAGAGUUUCAAAAAAGGGGGCGUCCGGUUUCAUUGCUCUUCCAUAUAUUUCCUUUUAUUUCUUGUAAUUUGUAAACCAGAUAUCUGAAAGUAGAGAGGGGCAGGGCCCGCUCUCCCUUAGAUCAACCCAUGUCAUUCUAUUGGGCACACAUUCUGUCCAAGUAGUUUUCCUAGGGAUAUUCCUGUAGGUCUGCUACCAAGAGUAUCUCAUUCUAGUUAAGGAUCAGAAAGGAGUAAACUUUAAUAAAAUCACGAAA